AAGGAGAAAGAGAGAGAGAGGGAGUCGGGCAAGACUUGGGAGUAGCUUGUUGCCAUGACAAGCAUUUUCUUAAGAAAGCUCCGUUGUUAAUACAGCGGGGAGCAGAAAGCUCUUACUCCCUUGCACAGCUAAGGACUGGAGCCUAAAACCCACUCCCUCCAAAGCUCUUUUUUCUUUUUUUAAUCCCGGAAACACCAUCAUCGAGGACCUCUCCUAAACCCUAAUUCGGGGAGGAAAAAAAAGAGCAAGAAAGAGCUUCCUCCGGUAUUUUUCUUUGGGGGAUUCUUUGGUCCUCUUCAUGGACGCCCGGAGGGCGUUCCCGCAGUGGAGAAACCUGGAUUCUCACUAGGGCGAGAGCUCCAGCUGCCACCAGUAUCCAGGGAACCCUCCUCCUCCUCUUCCUCCUGCCGCCUCUCUGCCACACACGCUGGUCGUUGCUAAGGUUGCUUCCACGGUAACAUGCGCAUCCUGUUUACACCUCGAUCCAGGGAAGUCGGCCUGGGCUAGGGACAUUGGGCUCCACUUGGGGACGCCAAUUCCCGUGACAACUUGCCUCAGUUCCUCUUCCUCUUCCUCCCCCAUCGCCUCUGGAAAGCUGGGGGCAACAGCUGCUGCAGCCGAGGGAGCAUCUUAGAGGAAGAGAAGGAGUCUCCAGAUUUGGGGGGACACCCCCGGCCCCGGAGCUGGGGGGUGAGGCGGCCAGGGGCCCCGGCUCGACUGGCUGAAGGAGGAUACGACCCGCGAUCUGGGUCCAGCGGGCAACAUGGCCAACAACGCCGCUGACCACGGCCCGGCCAACUCGGUGGCCGAGGGCGGUCACGAUGGAGAAUUCGGCUGCACGCUGCUGGACCUCCGGACCCUCAUGGAGCUGCGCAGCAGUGAGGCCGUGGCCCGGAUCGGCGAAGUCUACGGUACCGUACACAACAUCUGCAAGAGACUCAGGACCUCCCCCGUGGAAGGUCUUUCUGGGAACCCCUCGGACCUGGAGAAACGCAGACAAGUGUUUGGCCAGAACUUCAUCCCUCCGAAAAAGUCAAAGACGUUCCUGCAGUUAGUAUGGGAGGCCCUGCAGGAUGUCACGCUCAUCAUCCUGGAGAUUGCGGCCAUCAUCUCACUGGGCCUGUCCUUCUACCACCCCCCCGGGGGGGACAAUGAGCUGUGUGGCCAGACGUCGUCCGGGGUGGAGGACGAGGGGGAGUCCCAGGCUGGCUGGAUCGAGGGGGCGGCCAUCCUGUUCUCGGUGAUCAUCGUGGUGCUGGUGACGGCCUUCAACGACUGGAGCAAGGAGAAGCAGUUCCGGGGGCUGCAGAGCCGCAUCGAGCAGGAGCAGAAGUUCACCGUCAUCCGCAAGGGCCAGGUCAUCCAGCUGCCGGUGGCCGAGAUCGUGGUGGGCGACAUUGCCCAGAUCAAAUACGGUGACCUGCUGCCGGCAGAUGGAAUCCUGAUCCAGGGCAACGACCUGAAAAUCGACGAGAGCUCCCUGACUGGAGAGUCGGACCAGGUCAAGAAAUCCUUAGAAAAGGAUCCUAUGCUGCUGUCUGGGACCCACGUCAUGGAAGGGUCCGGUCGGAUGCUGGUGACCGCCGUGGGCAUGAACUCCCAGACUGGAAUCAUCUUCACCUUGCUGGGAGCUGGCGAGGGGGACGAGGAGAAGAAAGCGAAGAAAGGUAAAAAACAAGGAGCCCCCGAAAAUCGCAACAAAGCCAAGACCCAGGAUGGCGUGGCCCUGGAGAUUCAGCCCCUGAAGAGCCAAGAAGGGGUAGAGAAUGAGGAGAAGAAAAAGACCAAAGUGCCCAAGAAGGAGAAGUCCGUGCUGCAGGGCAAGCUGACGCGCUUGGCAGUUCAGAUUGGGAAAGCAGGUCUGAUCAUGUCGGCGGUCACGGUGAUCAUCUUGGUGCUGUAUUUUGUGAUCUACACUUUCGGGGUGCAGGGCCGGCCUUGGCUGGCCGAAUGUACCCCCGUCUACAUCCAGUACUUCGUCAAAUUCUUCAUCAUCGGCGUCACCGUGCUGGUGGUGGCCGUGCCUGAGGGCCUGCCGUUGGCUGUCACCAUUUCACUGGCCUACUCCGUCAAGAAAAUGAUGAAGGACAACAACUUGGUGAGACACCUGGACGCCUGUGAGACGAUGGGCAACGCCACAGCCAUCUGCUCGGACAAGACCGGGACGCUGACCAUGAACCGCAUGACCGUGGUGCAGGUUUACGUGGGAGACAUCCAUCACCGGCAGAUCCCGGACCCCGAGAGCAUCCCCCCCAAGAUCCUGGACCUCAUCGUCAACGGCAUCGCCAUCAACUCGGCCUACACUUCCAAGAUCCUGCCCCCGGAGAAGGAGGGGGGACUGCCCAGGCAGGUGGGCAACAAGACGGAGUGCGCCCUUCUGGGCUUCGUCAUGGACCUGAAGCAGGAUUACCAGGCCGUGCGCAGCGAGAUGGCGGAAGAGAAGCUCUACAAGGUGUACACCUUCAACUCCGUGCGCAAGUCCAUGAGCACCGUCAUCCGGACCCCGAACGGUGGCUUCCGCAUGUACAGCAAAGGGGCCUCGGAGAUCCUCCUCCGCAAGUGCACCCGGAUCCUGGACAAGAAAGGCGAACCCCGGGCUUUCAAGACCAAGGACCGGGACGAGAUGGUGCGCAAGGUGAUCGAACCCAUGGCCUGCGAGGGGCUGCGCACCAUUGGCAUCGCCUACCGGGACUUUGCCGCCGGGGCCGAGCCCGACUGGGACAUCGAGAACGAGAUCCUCUCCGACCUCACCUGCAUCGCCGUGGUGGGCAUCGAGGACCCCGUGCGCCCUGAGGUGCCCGACGCCAUCACCAAAUGCCAGCGUGCGGGUAUCACCGUCCGCAUGGUGACCGGCGAUAACAUCAACACGGCCCGGGCCAUUGCCACCAAGUGUGGUAUCCUGCUGCCUGGGGAGGACUUCCUGUGCCUGGAAGGAAAAGAGUUCAACCGCCUCAUCCGCAACGAGAAGGGCGAGGUAGAGCAGGAGCAGCUGGAUAAGAUCUGGCCUAAGCUGAGGGUGUUAGCCCGCUCCUCCCCGACUGACAAGCACACGCUGGUGAAAGGCAUCAUCGACAGCACCGUGGGGGAGCAGCGGCAGGUGGUGGCCGUCACCGGCGACGGAACCAACGACGGGCCGGCUCUGAAGAAAGCUGACGUCGGCUUUGCCAUGGGCAUCGCAGGCACAGAUGUGGCAAAGGAGGCGUCAGACAUCAUCCUGACGGACGACAACUUCACCAGUAUUGUCAAGGCUGUGAUGUGGGGCCGCAACGUGUACGACAGCAUCUCCAAGUUCCUGCAGUUCCAGUUGACGGUCAACGUGGUGGCCGUGAUCGUGGCCUUCACCGGCGCCUGCAUCACCCAGGACUCCCCGCUGAAGGCUGUCCAGAUGUUGUGGGUGAACCUGAUCAUGGACACCUUUGCCUCUCUGGCCCUGGCCACCGAACCGCCCACGGAGUCACUGCUGAUGCGCCGGCCCUAUGGCCGCAACAAACCACUCAUCUCGCGCACCAUGAUGAAGAACAUUCUGGGCCAUGCUGUCUACCAGCUCACCAUCAUCUUCACUCUGCUCUUUGCUGGUGAGAAGUUCUUUGACAUCGACAGUGGAAGGAACUCUCCCCUGCACUCACCCCCGUCAGAACACUACACCAUCGUCUUCAACACUUUCGUGCUGAUGCAGCUCUUCAACGAGAUCAACGCCCGCAAAAUCCACGGCGAGAGAAACGUCUUUGAAGCCAUCUUCCGUAACCCCAUCUUCUGCACGGUGGUCCUGGGCACCUUCGUCUCCCAGAUCAUCAUUGUUGAGUUUGGGGGUAAACCGUUCAGCUGUUCAGGCCUCACCCUGAGCCAGUGGUUCUGGUGUAUCUUCAUCGGAGUCGGAGAACUGCUCUGGGGACAGCUGAUCUCCACCGUGCCCACCAGCCGCCUGAAGUUCCUGAAGGAGGCCGGGCACGGCAUCACCAAGGAGGACAUGGCGGAAGGAGAUCUGGGAGAGGGGAUGGAAGAGAUCGACCACGCUGAGAUGGAGCUACGGCGUGGCCAGAUCCUCUGGUUCCGGGGCCUCAACCGCAUCCAGACUCAGAUGGAUGUAGUUUACACGUUCCAGACGGGAACCUCCUCUUUGCAGGGAGCCCUCAGGAGACAGCCUUCCAUCAUGAGCCACCACCACGAUGUAAAACAUGUUUCUAGCCCAACUCAUAUCAAGGUGAUCAAUGCGUUCCGUAGCUCCCUCUACGAAGGUCUCGAGAAGCCAGAGUCCAGAAGCUCAAUCCAUAACUUCAUGACCCACCCCGAGUUCACCAUGGAGGAGGACGAGCCCCGAACCCCACUCUUGGAUGAAAAUGAGGAUGACGAUGACGAAGAGGAAGAUGGAGAACAACUGGGAAAGGAUGGACUCGAAAAGCCCGGCUGGGGGGGCGGCCCUCCCCCUUCCCCUAACCAAAACAACAACGCUGUGGACUGCAAUCAAGUCCACAUUAUCCCCUCCCAUUCGGAGAACCCGUUGCACAGCCUGGAAACGUCCGUCUGACCUAGUCGGCUGACUCUUCUCCCACCUCCACCAUUUCCUCUCCGCUCCUGUGAUAAUCUGCGGUAAUGGGACGUCUCACCGUCAUGUCAGUGGGUUGUGUGUGUGUGUGUGUGUGUGUGUGUGUGUGUGUGUAGGGCCCACCUCAUAGUAGAAGAGUUGCAUGAAAGAGUUGCAAAUCCCGAAUUUGCUUUGAACCGUUUUCAAUGGAGGACUCGGCCGGCCCAAACAAAACAAGAGACCGUCAGGGCUGGCUUCUGCAAGUUUGGAUUGUUGCCUCUUGAAAGUAUGUUUUGUUUUAUUCUGGUUCUUUUUCCCUCAUCCCCCUCACCCCAAUCCAUCUCCCGCAGUCACACACCCGUGGCUCGGCACCUCUGUUUAUCCCACGAGUCGGGUUAGUUGGAAAACGAAGACUCAGGAGAGUAGAAAGAAGGUACCACAAGCAAAGCUAGCAGAGGAGGGGUGAUUGGGUGAGGGGAUGGCCCCCCACUCAGUGAUGGAUUUAAACAAGUCUUCCACUUUGAAAACUGGUACCUAAUCUCUUGGUUCUUUCACUCGCUCUCUGACUUCAACGUUCGCCGUUGUACUGCUGUCAUUACGGAAAGGGGUAGAUGAGUGAACUAGUCUGUUCAGUCUCGAUUUGGUUGUGAUGAGGGCUUCCUCCUGCCCCACUUUUGAGGCAUAGGGUCAAACUUUCUGGAGCUCUUAGUUCUCUCCCUGAAAGGAUGUUCUCCCCAAUUCCUCUUAAGUGGCGCUGUUUGCUAAGUUUGUGUUAAAAAGAAAAAGUGUGUGUGUGUGUGUGUGUGUGUGUGUUUGCCCCUACUGUCUUGUUACCCCUUUUCCCUCACUCCCACCACCAAUUGCCACAUGGUGAGGUGUGUAAGGGUGUGAUUUGUGUGUGGGCUUUGGGGGCUUUUUGUUGUUUGUUUUCAAUCCAGAGAAAAACUCUGGUUUGUGAGUGCGGCAAGUCCGGAGGGCCUGUCGGUCACCCCUUUCCAAAGCGGCGGUGUGGGUGGCACUGCCAAGCGGAAUCAGAGUGGCCGCUAAGGCCGUGGGACCGGACCUUCUGCGUCGGAGCUUGCUGGCCCUGUGAGGUUUCCAGGGCUCACGGGAUCAAGCAUGUGUAUUUCCGGCCACCCACCCCAGUGCUUGCAGGACUCCCCGUGUUUAUUCGGCGGAAGGACCGUUGAGCGUAUCAGUGUCCGCAAGGAGCCGGGGGGCCUUUAGGGCACAGGAAAAGAAGGGCAGGAACUCCUUUUACUGAUGAUCCGAGGCCGGUACCGGUCACCACCCCUUAGGCACCGGGCUGGCGGCCCCCACUGCUGCCCGCCACCGUGGCAUCCGAGAACGAACCUUAGCCCAUCCUGAAUCUUGAUGAAAGAACUGCCCACCCGACACCAGAGACUCCAUUUGUGCUUUGCUGAUUGAGUGGGGGAAUGGGGACCUCCCUCCGCUCUGCUCUCCCCUCCCACCCCCCAGCCAGUGCUGAGUUGUGGCUGACGCAGAGCCAAGACCCGUGCCUUUUGGUUUCCCGAACACUGCCCAACGUUUCCCCACCCACCUGUCACUCAGGAGUCGGGGACUUUUGCUGAGAUGGUGUCUCCCUCCCCUCCCUCCCCGCUUUUUUUUUUUCAAGUGUUCCUUAGCGUGACAAAGUGGAGCCAUUCUGUGGGAACUCCAUUCUUGUCCCUUCCGACACCAGACGGACGCUCUUCUGUGUGGAAUCAAUUGUUCUUCCCAUCCUACUGGCCUAGGAAGGAAAAGUAGGUGCCUGAGGCGCUUGUGAACUGCCAAUAACCAAGAAUCUAAAUGACCAACUGUUUCUCUGUUCUCCCCCAGCUCCUCCAGUGCCCUCCCCGCCACCACCAACCCAGACCCUCCUCCAUUGGUCUCAUUCUUCAUCUGAGUUUAGUAAAAAUGGCAUGAUCAGAAAACUAGCUUCCCCUCCCUAAGGCUACACAGCUGAGCAGAAAAGGAGAGAGAAAAGGAAUCUUUCACAUUUGGUUCCGUUCUUCAGGCUCCAUCCAUCAGUGAUCACUUUUCUCUUUUAAAUAUUCUUGAGGAAAAAUCAGCUCGCGUAUGAUAUUCUUAGGAGCUACGUAAAUAUUUAUUAAGUACAUUGGGAGAUGGUCUUUUCUUCUGUCGAAUCGUGCUUACCUCAGAUGUGUAAAAACUUUGGAGGCGACUUAACCUGCCCGGCCCUGAAGCCUCUCUGUGCCUAGUGGGUUACAGUGAGGGACUGGUGAACUUCUGCGUCAAAGUGUUUUUGUGUGUGUAUUCUAGUUUCCAUCUAUGGAGAGGAAAAAAGAUAUAUAAAUAUUAUGCAAAAAAUAUAGUUUUCUUUAGAUCAGAAACUGAUAUUUUUAAGUCAGUCAUAUGUAUUUUGUUUAAAAGAUUUUAAGAUGCUGCCAAGUGACCGGGCGACAGCAGGUCGUUUGACUAGCUUUUUGAUGUGACCGGCAACUUAGUAUAUCCGCAGUUGGUUUCGAUGCCAAUACACUGUACUUCCUUUCUCCAAACAGCCAUCUUUGUACUCUAAAUGAAAAACAAACAAAAAGGGAGUUGAUUCUAGAGAUGUUUUUUAUAUAAAUUAUGUUGAUAUGGCUGGUUGAGUAUGUUUAAGUGUUUCUGUGCAUUCAUUUCUAUGUAAAAUAUCUUUUCUGCUUCGUUUCAAUGAUCAACUGGCAACAGGAAAAUAUGGCUUAAGUUAUUGAGGAAAGCUUUCCCCCAAAAUUAUGGUGCUUUAGAUUCCAAAGGUAUGCGUGGGAGAGAGAACCACCGUCUCGGAUUCCUCUAGAGAAGAUGCCUUCGGAAAUGGAGACUGAAGGAAAGGAAACUGAACGCACGAAGACCGGGCCAGACAGGAAAUGAAGCAAGGCCUUGUGGAGCGCUCAUGUGGAAAUGCCACGUUCUUGCAUCUGGUUCUAAAGAACAGGGGCGUUUUGUCGGAUUAUCGUUUAGUUUCUUUAAGAGCCACUGGAACCAAAGACAUUACAUCUCUUCUAGAGCGCAAGGACAAUCUCCCUUAGGGUUUGCAUCUUAUGGCUCUUACCGCGCUUCCUGUGUGCCCGGGAGGACCCGGAAGGACUUACAAGUAUAUGCCUAGAGGGAUUUUUUUUUUCCACACAAGGAUUUGAAUUUUCUUUCCCCCACAGCUCUGGGCGAUACUUUGGAGGGGAAAUAAAUAUCUUAAAAAGGGAAAAACAAAGACUGAGUCUAGUCAUGGGCGGUCAUUUUGGGCAGUCUGGUGCCCUCUCCUAUCACUCCCCUCAACCCCCCAACCCCCCCCACCCCCAGCUCGCUGGCUGAGGGUUGAGGCAUCCUGGAGGUCAGUGUGGCUCUAUCCGCCCGUGUCUUUCUACAGAACACCCACUCCUCCUUGGGGGAUGAAGUGGUGUUAGGUGGAGCUUUGACCUUGGCUUUUUGUCUUCUCCUGAAGGUCUCGAGAGUGUGGGUGGUUAGCAACCGCUUUUUGGAAUAAUCUUGGCAAGAGGGGCACGGGGAGCACUCUCGUUGGCCACAAAAUAUGCUUUUUUGCUUCCCUCUCCCCUUUCAUUGCUCCCAACCCAAAUGCUUGCUUUCCCCCAUCUCACCACGCAGUCUCCUGCCCUUUUAGCCCAUGAAAGUCAAAGCUUUUUCCCUUGAACCAGACCAAAUCCAUCUCUGCUGUUCCCAUUCCCUCCUAGGAUUUUCCUGCUCCUCUAGUGUUGCCCGUCCCUUCUGGCCUAAGUAGUCCAAGCUCUCCAACGGAAGAUAAACAUGGUUGUGAACCUCUGCUAGCCCGCCUGUGACUAAAUCGACCUUUCUGUUUUUCCUCACAUAUAUAUAUAUAGCCAUAUAUGGAUGGAUAGGCCAUAUAUAUAUGUGUGUGUGUAUGUGUGUGUGUGUGCGUGUGUGUGCCAACAAAAUCUCUUAGGUCUUUCUUUUGAAAACGCACGCAGAUAGGACUUUUCAGUUUCCUUUUUCAGUAACGAUUAUAACAAGCACUGGUAUUUUUGUAUAAAAAGAAAAAAAAAAUAAACAAAAGAUUGAAUAUUGUGGUAUGCAUGAUAUAAAAAGCAAACGGUGAUUUCGAAGCAAUAUGUACCCUGGUGUGUGUUGCCAUAUUCUGCAGUCUGGCUUGAGUGCACCCAAUCUGUAUUGGCAUUUUGAUAUUAUUUAAUCUCUCUGUACAAUGUUUUGCAUGUAUUUAUAUGGUUCUUGGAAAAAUCAAAUCGGAAUGAGCUGUCAACUCCUGCAAAAUCUGAAACUCCAAUGUCUCCCCACUGAGAUCAGAAGAGGAGACUAAGAGGAGGAAAGAAUUUGAGAUACUUCUUUUUUUUUUUUUUUUGAACCAAUAAAGCUUUUAGCUGUUGAGCAGAAAACGAUGCACUUGUGCACUGAGAAUAAAAACCAUGCCCACUUGUAAUUGUGAUGUCCUCAGUGUGUGUCCACCAAAUUGUAAGCCGUUGAUUAUCUAGUGAAGGUGAUGCUGGGAUGCUGCCACAGGCCCUUAUGGAACCCGCUCUGAGCAAAUCAAGAGCUCAGAAUCUGCCAUUAACCCCAACACAUCCCUGUUCGUAAUGUUUCUUAAUUUCUCCAGGGUGGGAGAGACAGCCUAGCCUUUUUGUCUUCUGAUUUCUUUCAACCUUAAGCAAAGUCUAGAAUUGGUUGCUGCCGCGAGACCCUUCUGCUCUGCUGCGGUAGGAAGGGAGUUGGUGUUUCAUGGCCUUACAGAAUGUGGUUGUAGAAGAGUAGCUUGGGGGAAGAUUUUUUGGAGGUUCCCUUUUUCUUCAUCUUUCUUGGCCAGUGCCUCUUCCAGUGACUUGGUUUUCAGAAUUUUUUAAAAAAUUUUUCUUCCAUGCACUAGUCUGGAUUUAGCCAGUCUGUGUCCGUUUUUCUGGGCAAAGGAUUAUUGGACGUUUCUUAGUACUAGUCCAUCCCUUUGACUGUACUUUCAGAAGGAGACCUCUUGGGGCUAGCGUUUAUGGCAAACCCACCCAAUCUGACAUUGCAUAUCAAUCUCAGGAAGGCUUGUCUUCCAGCUUCAUGUGCUCAGCUUUGCCUCCCACUGACCCUGCGGAAGAAAAAUGGGGGCUGUCUAAAAGAGAAACUGAGGAAUCCCUGAGAUGAACGCAGCUGAAACUCCCGACAUCUACGUCUCUGUCCCUGCUAGUGGGAGGUGGGGUUGGCUUCAGCCUGGGCUUAAGAAGCAGGUGAGCAGCCUGCUCUUUGCACUUGAGCCCCUUGAAGCUGUGAGAGUGAUCACCAUCAACUCUGUUAUAUUGUACCCUCCCAAAUGCUUAGUACAGUGCUCUGCCCACAGUAAGUGCUCAAUAAAUAAGAUUGAUAGUUUUGGGACAUCCUGCUGAGAGGAAAUUGGCUUUUUCCUCCCUAUUCUAACCUGCCUCUCAGGUUAGAGUGGCCGCUCUGAGCUGCUGGUGCCCAGUGAGUAACACUUGCCUGUGGCAUGGUGGGGCCAAAUGCUACCCCUUGUGUUGACUUCAUCAGCCCAAAUGGACAACCGUCUUUCCUGAUAGCGCCAGGCUAGCUUAGGCCCCACAAAAGCCAAAGAGAAUGAUCCAGUCGUAACUCUCUCCUGCCAGCACUCCAGACUCAUGUUCUUUUGGCUCCACAUCCUAUCAUCCUCCUCUCCUUGUCACAGUCCCCGGCCUGGUUAGGAUGACCCAGUUUGGGUCCCAUUGAGCAAAGCCCAUGCAGGCACUCCCCGUCUGGGGAGAAAUUUCCCCCAGGCGACCCUGAGGGGGAAAGUGGCAGCAAGUCUAAGAUGGGGAUCCAAUGAGUUGUUCUUUCAAAGUCUCUGUUAGACUCCCUCACUUAACAUUACCCAAGACCGCUGAAGGCCCUUCUUUCUGAGGGCUUUGUAGGAAGCCUUCAUUCCCGGGAUGUGUCCGGGGGAGUUUGGAAGGAGCAGGCUCAGCAGCUCCCUAUUCCUUCCGGGGGUCCCUGUUCACGGAUCGUGGGCAGAGUCCUUUGGAAGCAUAUCAGCCCCUCUCCCCUCGGGCUUGGUAUGAGGUUCGCUAACACCCCCCCAAGCAACUCACUGCCUUAUUCUGUGGCCAUCCCAGUGAAGCCUCACUAGAUAUCAGCGCGGAGUAUCUCUCUGCCUCUGUCCUCUCUGUCCUCUGUGUCUGUGAGUCAGUGCCCCUCUCCCCUGUGUCACUAAAAAUGGAAAGGAGAGAGGGAGGCCCUUGGGUCCUUCAUGGACAAAGCAUUUUUUAAUCCUAUUGUAAAUAAAAAAGAUACAAAAUGUCA
This is a messenger RNA of Tachyglossus aculeatus (Australian echidna), 10777 nucleotides long. RefSeq names its product ATPase plasma membrane Ca2+ transporting 4 (gene ATP2B4). The record is from RefSeq and is a predicted model, not a curated record. NCBI's taxonomy places the organism in Eukaryota, Metazoa, Chordata, Mammalia, Monotremata, Tachyglossidae. Bases 764 to 4525 code for a protein of 1253 amino acids. Gene Ontology annotation, molecular function: ATP hydrolysis activity; ATP binding; P-type calcium transporter activity. Gene Ontology annotation, cellular component: intracellular membrane-bounded organelle; membrane. Gene Ontology annotation, biological process: calcium ion transmembrane transport; regulation of cytosolic calcium ion concentration. The transcript has 22 exons.